UACCAUAAAAAAAUAUUCUGCGGAUUCAUCUCGCAAGAUUUCUCACUAAAUCCUCCUGCAAACCAUGACUUUGUUUCCAUCAAAAACCCCUUUCAACAACGAUGUGGGUCGCAACCAGCGUCUCGCCGAAGCAGUCCUCGCCCCCCAAGCCGUCGUCGAAGACGCCACUUCUAACCUGUUUCGCGAUGAUCCGUGCGGCAUUCAUUUGGCACCGAACAACCCGAGCGAUAAUGAUUUAUCACACGAGGAAGCGUCGGUUGACCUUGCAAAUCACCACGAAGCCCUCAUCGGCGACGAGUUUCGCAAUCCGAAAAACAUUACCAAGCAACCCACUCUUGCAACUCUCGGGGAGGACCCAUUCACCAACGAUGGAGAAGAAAUUGAGCAUCAUCGCAUCGUGGCGACUGAAAUUGUUAAGGAUCCUCUACAAUUUGAGCCCCCCGAUAACAUCCUCCAAAAUGCCAUUGUGCUUAUCGAUCCGUGAGUAAAUAAUGGUGUGGUAGCACUGCAAUAAUUGUUGUAAUCCAUGUCCCUAAUUUUUUUCUGUGUCGACACCUUUCGCCAUGCCAAAAACAUCCAGUCGUAUUCCGGACUGCAUCCAUUUGAUUGAAGCCAGUAAAAGGCGUGGUCUAAUGGUCAUGGCCGUUCUUCCCAAACCGAACGAUGGCACCAAGCAUGUUUCUUAUUAUCCGACGGCGGAAGCACUCCUUGAGGCGGGGAUUCGUCAGGUCUAUGAGCCACCCAUGGGGACCAAGUUUGAUAUCGUCGAGUGUGCAUCCAACCUGAAGACCAUUGAGUCUCAGCAAAACCUACGAUUUCUGGGCGUUCUCCCCUGCCGCGAGGCGGCUGUGGAUUUUUCGGACAUCCUUGGGGCCCUGCUGGGACUCGCUGUUGUGAACGACUUGGGCCUUGCCAGUGCUCGGCGCGACAAAGGUUUGAUGAAGGUGGCGGUUGCCAACGCAGGCUUGAGGGUGGCCAAGUACGCUCGCCUAACUCAAGGAGAUGGCAGAGAUGUUGUUGCUGCUGUAGAGGGACUGGAAUUGGAAUACCCUGUCGUAGUCAAGACUCCCAGGGGGAUGGGUACUCAGGAUGUCUUUAUUUGUAACACCGAAGAGGAAGCAGUCGCAGCUGCGUCGAAGAUUGUCAGGAAUGUAGGCCCUGACGGAAGAAAGACCCAGUAUGCUCUGCUCGAAGAAUUCCUUGGAGGCGAAGAAUUUGCCGUAAACUUAGUAGCCAGCCCUACCACACCUCGUGGCGUUCAAGUAACCGACAUUUGGAUGUAUCACAAAGUCAACACCGAUGGGGUAAGUGUUCGGCAAAAAAUUCUUUUUUCUCCUAUUGAAUUUCCGAUUGACACAGGUACUCUAACAUCUCAUUACUUUGUGCUCGCAUAUCCCAGACAAUGGUGAAUACUUACCAGGAAAUGAUGGAUUCCAAUGACAAAGCCUACGCCUCGCUCGUAAAGUAUGCCGAAGGAGUGUGCCGUGCGGUUGGGAUCAAGUACGGAAUGGCCCACUGUGAGCUGAAGGUGAAGUUCGACGAGAGAAAGAAAGCGUGGGUUGACCCCGUCAUGAUCGAGGUGGCCGGCAGAUUGGCCGGAGGCCGCAAGGCCAUCAUGGCCGAAGCGACCAUCCCCGGGUGGCACCCGUUCGAUGCAAUGGUCGAUGCCCACUGUGGCUUCCCCGUCCGGAUGCCCCCGUCCUUCCGUCCCGCGAAAAAGGCAAUCCAGGCAUACAUUGCAUCCGACAAGAGUGGCGUCCUCACGGCGAUGGAGGGCGACGACUUCGAACGCCUUCCCACGCACCAUGCCCACAGCAUGCUGCGCAAGGUUGGCGAUAGAAUUGUCCGAGCAAGGGAACUCAUGUCUUUUGCGGCCUAUGUUUGGUUCAUUGGAGAUGCAGAUGAUGUGAAAAGAGAUGCCCUGCGAGCGAGGGUUGAAUUCCAAGUUGAGGUGGAGGACGAGCCCAUCCCACCUGCUAACAAGAAGCAGUAGUAGUAAUCAGAUGUCGCAUUGUUACUACUCUUCUGGAAGACCACAUGAGCCAUCUUUUGUCCAAAUUAGUACUACAAUACUGAGGGGGAGGCUAUUGCUGUUUGAUUGUCAAAAUAACUUCAAAACCUACUACUAACUAGUACUAGUAUCACUAACUUUAACAAACACCAAGAAUACUA
Messenger RNA from Pseudo-nitzschia multistriata, 2172 nucleotides. Lineage: Eukaryota; Bacillariophyta; Bacillariophyceae; Bacillariales; Bacillariaceae. The record is from the annotation of a GenBank genome assembly.